Nylanderia fulva is the source of this 1888-nucleotide messenger RNA. RefSeq names its product polypeptide N-acetylgalactosaminyltransferase 1-like. The record is from RefSeq and is a predicted model, not a curated record. NCBI's taxonomy places the organism in Eukaryota, Metazoa, Arthropoda, Insecta, Hymenoptera, Formicidae. Gene Ontology annotation, biological process: protein O-linked glycosylation. Gene Ontology annotation, molecular function: polypeptide N-acetylgalactosaminyltransferase activity. Gene Ontology annotation, cellular component: Golgi apparatus.
UUAUUCUUGAAAAAUUAUGUCGGUUUGCCGCAGAACUCUUCUGUUGAGAUUGUCACUUUGCACGUUGUAUAUAAUCUGUAUUUUUAUUAUCGCCCGGCAAAUAUUUCGUGCCAAUGACAAUUCCAAGAGUUACAAGGAUCAGCUGCCAUUUCCAAGAGAUGAUAAUAAUUCGCAGAGACAAAAAGAUGUGGAUAUCGCAUUACAAAGGUUACAGAAGGAAAGGUACGAGGAACAGAUAUUAAAAUUGGAAUAUAAUGUUGUACCUGGACUUGGAGAAAAUGGAGAACCCGCUUAUCUAUAUGGAAAGGAUAAGUUUCGAGGUGAAGCGGCUUUGAAGAAGAAAGCUUUGAAUAUUGUUCUUUCAAAUAAGAUAUCAUUGACCAGAAAAUUACCAGAUAUACGUAACCCACUAUGUGCAAAUCGUACAUAUGACAAAUUAUUACCAAGUGCUAGUGUAAUAAUUAUUUUUUAUAACGAACCAUGGAGUGUUCUGCUGCGUACGGUACACAGUGUCUUGAAGGGUUCUCCACCACAUUUGUUGAAAGAAAUUAUUUUGGUCGACGAUCAUAGUGAGGAAGAAGACCUUCAGGGACAACUGAAUUAUUAUCUUUCAACACGUCUACCUGCAAAAGUAAAAUUACUGAGAUUAUCAUAUAGACAGGGACUGAUACGUGCUCGUCUUCAUGGAGCUAGGCAUGCUAAGGGCGAUGUUCUCGUUUUCCUGGAUGCACAUUGCGAAGUUAUCAAAGACUGGUUACAACCAUUGCUACAGCGAAUAAAGAAUAAUAAAAACGCUGUAUUAAUGCCAAUAAUUGAUAAUAUUUCCGAGGAGACACUAGAAUAUUUUCAUGAAAAUGAAUCAUCCUUUUUUCAAGUUGGUGGAUUUACAUGGUCGGGUCAUUUCACGUGGAUAAAUAUUCAAAAACACGAGAUGAAAUCUCGUUCCUCUUUUAUAUCACCAACUAGGUCUCCUACUAUGGCAGGUGGUUUGUUUGCUAUUAAUAGAAAAUAUUUUUGGGAAAUUGGUAGUUAUGAUGAUAAAAUGGAUGGUUGGGGAGGUGAAAAUCUGGAGAUGUCCUUCAGAAUUUGGCAGUGUGGUGGCACAUUGGAAAUAAUUCCUUGUUCUCGAGUCGGUCAUAUAUUUCGCAACUUUCAUCCAUAUAAAUUUCCAAAUGAUAAAGAUACUCAUGGAAUAAAUACUGCUCGUUUAGCGUUUGUGUGGAUGGAUGGAUAUAAGAGAUUAUUUUUGCUACAUCGAAGUGAGUUUAAGGAUAAUCCAAAACUCAUUGGCGAUAUAAGCGAACGUUUGGAGUUGCGUAAAAAGCUUAAAUGUAAAAGUUUCAAAUGGUAUCUCGAUAAUAUUUAUCCAGACAAAUUUAUUCCUGAUGAAAAUGCAGUGGCAUAUGGCCGUGUCAGAAUGCGCGGUAAACAACUAUGCCUAGAUAAUCUACAACACGAGGAAGAUAAACCAUACAAUUUAGGUUUAUACAGUUGUCAUACUAAAUUAUAUCCAAGUCAGUUUUUCUCGUUGAGCAAUUCUGGCGAAUUACGAAAGGAAGAGACUUGUGCGAUAUUAGACGACAAUCAAAAGUCAUAUGCACAAAUUCAAAUGACUGAGUGCAAUAAUGAAAUCGAUGGAAAAGACUGGAUAUUAACAAAUGAUGGCAGAAUAAUACAUGUAGAAAGUGGCCUUUGCCUCGAUGGUACUGGACUACAUAGCGAAGAAAAUGUACGAGCGACUAACUGCGCAAAUGUACCGGGUCAGUUUUGGAAAUUUGAUUUUUACAAUAAUAAAAUGUUAUCUACAUAGUAUUUAUUAUACGUACUCGUCAGUACAUACUCUAUUAAUUGUAUAUUAAUGAAUUAAAAGUUUUUACUAUUUCUGCUA